AUGGCCGACGCCGCGACGUCCCCGCCGGAGCCGAGGGAGAUCCGCAUCCGCGUCCGGCAGCAAGAGCCGGAGGGGCAGCACGCCCUGACGGUCCCGAGCGACGUCGAAGUCACGACGCUGAAGUCCUCGAUCGAGACCGCGUGCGGCGUCCCGUCCGCGCGCCAGCGCCUCAUCUGCCGCGGCCGCGUCCUCAAAGACACGCAGCGACUGUCCGAUCUGCGCGUGGAAGACGGGGACACGCUCCUCCUCGUCUCGCGCCCUCCGGACGUCGUCGGCGACGCGCGCAACGACGACAUCGACCACGCGGCCGCGACGCAGCGCGCGGCGGCCGCCGGGGACUUCAUCCGCAUCCCCGCGGGGAGCAACGUGCAGCUCGGAAGCGUGUCGCUGCCGACGUCGGCGCUCGGGGGCGCGCAGAUCAACGCCAUCGUCGGCGGCAUCUUGAACGAUAUCGGCGGCGGCGGCGACGCCGCGGCCGCGAUGGCGGCCGCGCAGGCCGCGGGCAUCACCCCGGAGUCGAUCGCCGCGAUGACGGACGGGUCGUCGAUGUCGUUCGAGGUGACGAUCGGGCCAGACGGGGCGCCGCGCGUGGUGCGGCGGCCGGAUCCCGCCGACGCCGACGCCGCCGCCGGCGGCGGCGGCGAGAGGCGGACGGUGACGUUCGAACGCGCGCCGUACGAUCCCGCCGCGGUCAUCACCGCGCACGUGGCCGCGUUGACGCGCGCGCUGGUGGACAUGGACGCGGACGACGCGGGCGGGUCGUUCGCGAGCACUCCGGGCGGAGGACCGCCAACGGAGGCGCCGGCGGCGGAAGCGCCGGCGGCGGAGGCGCCGGCGGCGGAAGCGACGGCGGCGCCUCUCUCGGCGACGCCGGACGCGCGGAACUCGCACGCGGGCGUGCAGUGCGACGCGUGCGGGAUCAUGCCGAUCACGGGCGAGCGCUACAAGUCCAUCGCGGAGGGGGACUACGACCUGUGCGCGGCGUGCCACGACUCCGGGAGAGGGACGCAAGCGCCGCACGCGCCCUUCGCGCGUCUGCCGCUGCCGCUGCCGGGGAUGAUGCCGCCGCCGACGUCCGCGCCGCGGGUCGUCGUGGACGCGAACCGAGCCGAGGCGUCGCCGGAGGUGGGGGGCGUCGCGGCGGCGCAGGCGACGGCGACGGCGCCCGCGGCGGCGGGGACGGAGACGCGAACGCAAACGCAAACGCAAACGCCGCCGCCGCCGAUCGUUCGACGCGUCCCGCCGGUGGUGACGUCCGCCGAGGUCUCGAACUUGCUUCGAACCGGCGCGGACGUCGUCGAGCGCGCGAUGCCGCGGAUACGAACCGCCGCGAGCGACAUCGAGGCUGCCGCGAGCGCGUCGCGUAUGGACGCCGACGCCGCGCGAGGACAGAGCAGCGCGCUGCGAGCGGCGAUGACGCUGCACAACGCCGGGUCUUUGCUCAUGGACCUCGCGCGGAUGGCGAUGAGCGUGCAGUUGAACGGCGACGUCGCGGCGCCGCCGCCGUUCCUCUCGACGGAGUCGUUCCUCGCGGGAGGGGCGAUCGGCGCGGGAGAGGCGACGAACGCCGCGGACGCGACGACCUCGACCGAGACGGACGCGGAGGCGACGGAUCCCUUCUCCGCGAGCGGCCCGACGACGACGCGGAUGACCCCGGUGGCGGCGAACGCUCCGGACGACUCCAACUUCCUCGCGCCCGCGCUGAUGUACUUGGACCCGCGCGGCGGGACGCAGCCGCUGAGUGGGCUCGGGAUGCGGCCGUCCGUGCGAAGCGCGGGCCUGAGCGACCUCUUGGGCGGCGGCGGCGGCGGCGGCGGCGCACACGGCGGGCUGAGCGCGCAGCUGUCCGGGCUCGCCGGGCUCUCUGGGUUCGCCGGGAUAGGAGACACCGCGGAGGCGGCCGCGGCCGCGGCGCUCGAGCGAUGGGCGCGCGAGGGGUUGAUGGACAGCGCGAACAGGACGGCGCCCGCGGCGUCCGCGCCAGCUGUGCGUCCGCCGCCGGCGCCGCCGCCCGUCGAUCGUCAGCUCCGCGCGGCGCAGCGCGCCGCGCGCGACGCGCGAGAGGCUGUCGCUGGCGCGUGGUCGGACGGCCAGACCCCCCCCGACGCGUUGCGACAGAUGCUGUCUCAGCUCGAGUCGCAGCUCGAACGCCUCCAGCGGCGGCACGACCAGGCGGCGACGGCGAUGCACGCGGCGCUCGCCAUCCGCGACGGAGGCGGCGCCGGCGGCGCCGCCGCGCCCUCGCCCGCGCCGCGGUCCUACCCGCCCGCGCCGGCGCGUCCCGGCGGCACGUCGCAGUACCCCCCGCCGCCGCCCGGCGGCGUUCGCCUAAACUCUAACUCGGCGCGUCGGCGUCGCGCGAGUCCCUCGACGCGCACGACGUCGGACGCGCAGACGCCGCCGCCGCCGCCCACGGCGGACACGUCCACGGGGAUGCGCACGCCGCCGAACGAGGAGGAGGAGGCGUCGGCGGGAUCUGGAUCCGGGACUACUAAUCGUCGUCGAUCCUCGGCGGAGCGCGAGGAAGAGGACGCGAGACGACGACGAAGACGCGAGGGGAGAAGAGGGCCGCUCGGUUUCCUCGCGAACGUUUUCGACGCCGUCAGAGGCGGCGGCGCGAGGCGCGACCGCGAGCGGCCGCGACGCGCGGCGGCGUCGGUGAAGCGGAGCCAAGGGACGCAGGCGUCGCCCGCGGUCGCGACGGACGACACGCAGACGCAGAGCGCGCGGAUGGACUCCGUGAGCACGAACACGACGGCCGCGGCCGCCGCGACGGAUCCGCCGCGGUCGUCGUUUCGGUUCGAGUUCAACGCCAACACGCUCGGCGGCGACGCCGCGCCGCCGAGCGUGUUGGCGGCCGCCGCCGCCGCCGCCGCUGCGAGCUCGACGACGGCGCCCGCGAUCGCGAACGGCGGCGUGACACACACAACGAGCGUGGAUUCGAACGGACGCGUGGUGCACAGGUUCCAGACGGUGACGGUCUCGCGCGCGCCGUCGGCGGCGCCGGCGCCGGCGGCGGAGGGGGAGGGGGAGGGGGCGCGAGACGCGCCGCCGCCGCCGCCGCCGCCGCGAGCGUCCGAAUCCGCGGAUUCGUCGGGGACGAUCCCGGAGGCGUUCCAGCAGAUGAUGAGCGCGGUGCUCGGGAGCCUCGACUCCGCCCGACAGCAGCAGCCCGCGCCGGAUCGGCGACCGGCGGAGGGAGGAUCGGCCGAGGGGUCGGCUCCCGCGCCGCAGAUGUUCCAGGAGCUGAUGAGCACCCUGCUGAAUAACCUGCAGGACGUCACCGGCGGCGCGGCGACCGACGGCGCGCGGCCGACGACGCAGCGGCUUCGGCUCGUGCCCGUCCCCGGCGGCGGGUACACGCUCGCGCCCGAGGCGGCGCCCGCGUCCGCGUCGGCGUCCGCGUCGGCGUCCGCGUCCGCGCCUCCUCCUCCCGACCCCGCCCCGGUCGUCGCCGCCGCGGACAUGGAACCGGACCCGCCGUCGCCGCCUCCGUCGCCGCCUCCGACGACGACGUGGACCGAGGCCGUGGACGACACCCCGCCGGCGCUUCCCGAGGCGAGCGACGCGUCGGUUGACGUUCCGUCUUCUUCCCCCGAGCGCUCGACGGCGGCGGCGGCGGCGACGACGACGACGCGCGUCGCGGACGCGCGAGAGGCGGCGGCGGCGGCCGCGGAGGCGCGCUUGGCCGCGGCGGGGACGCCGGAGCCGAACGAGGAGACGCAUGAGGUCGCGCGCGGGCUCGGGAUGCAGCUCCCGGCGCGACGGGCGGCGAGGAAAUCGCCCUCGACGCACCCUCAGGCGCCGUUGGACUGA
This is a messenger RNA of Micromonas pusilla CCMP1545, 3816 nucleotides long. RefSeq lists its product as uncharacterized. The record is from RefSeq and is a predicted model, not a curated record. NCBI's taxonomy places the organism in Eukaryota, Viridiplantae, Chlorophyta, Mamiellophyceae, Mamiellales, Mamiellaceae. The transcript has 2 exons. Gene Ontology annotation, molecular function: polyubiquitin modification-dependent protein binding; zinc ion binding; misfolded protein binding. Gene Ontology annotation, cellular component: BAT3 complex. Bases 1 to 3816 code for a protein of 1271 amino acids.